Vittaforma corneae ATCC 50505 is the source of this 615-nucleotide messenger RNA. RefSeq lists its product as uncharacterized. The transcript has a single exon. NCBI's taxonomy places the organism in Eukaryota, Fungi, Microsporidia, Nosematidae. Gene Ontology annotation, cellular component: COPII-coated ER to Golgi transport vesicle; endoplasmic reticulum membrane; Golgi membrane. The coding region runs from base 1 to 615 and encodes 204 amino acids. Gene Ontology annotation, biological process: endoplasmic reticulum to Golgi vesicle-mediated transport. The record is from RefSeq and is a predicted model, not a curated record.
AUGGAAUUUGCUCUUGGAAAGCAGGCCCUGCAGUCUGGGGCUUCUGCCCUCAACUCAGAGCUUUCUAAAGUUAACUGUGGUGCAUUCAGAAAGUAUUUUGAUGUUACAGAUUCCAAUAUUCUUUCAAAGCUCCUUCUAGUCAUAGUUCCUUUCUACUACAAAGAAGAUUCAUUGAGCAGCUCGCUUUACAAACCCGAGAUGUACAUCCCAUCGAUGUCUAUUAUAACCUUGGUUCUUUUUAAGGGUUUUCUUCUGGGACUGUCCAACAAGUUUCAUCCUGAAAUCCUGGGAAUGACCUUUACAAGAACUAUCAUAAUUCACCUUGCAGUCUGCCUUUUGUACAAGGUCGUUUGCUAUUUCUUCGAUGUUUCAAUUGAUAUAAAAGACCUCUUCUGUUUCGUUGGGUACAAGUUUUUAAUAAUCCUGUUUAUCAAGCUUUUUAGGUUGGUUAUGUUUGGAAAACUAUUGUCCUUGUAUUUUCUAGUUGCACACUUCUUCUUUUUGAGUAGAAGCUUGAAGGGGUCGAUUAUUUCCACAAACUCACCGAAAACUCAUCUUUAUCUUCUCUUUGCGAUUGUGGGAAUGGACGUGCUCAUUUCAUUUUUGAUGUCGUAA